Messenger RNA from Diabrotica balteata, 318 nucleotides. The record is from the annotation of a GenBank genome assembly. Lineage: Eukaryota; Metazoa; Arthropoda; Insecta; Coleoptera; Chrysomelidae.
AUGGAUAUUCCAAAAUGCAACAUUCCUCUCAGUAGUACAACCCAAUCAAAAAGUAAAAUUGAUCCCCCAAAAGAACUCAAACCUAGUACCUUCUCGGAGGCCAAGAAGAUUUUCCAAGAGCUAGAAGCAAAAAAUUCGCCAAAGCGUUCCUUAAAAAAUUUUGAAACUAUGAGGUCGAGUGUUAACGUUCCAUAUUCAGAAAAGUCUGAAGUGUCUCCUGCGUCCAUUCCAGUAAUAAAGAAGAAUUAUCACCAGAAGAAAUUAAUAAAGAGAUAUAGUAAACAAAUUAUUUUUCAUUGUAUGUGUGAAGCUUAUUGA